AUGAUGGUGGAUAGUUCGUCGCUUGUAUCACCAUCCACCUCCGACUCCUUUUCCCUCGGAGCCGCCGCCAACGGUCAGCUGUCUUUCAUCCACAGCUGCGGAGCCAGACCCUACCGAAGUUUUUACCUCGUGUUGAUCUGUAGAUUUCGGGAUACCAUAAGGCUACCAGGAAAAAGUAUGCAGCUUAUUACAUUCUCUCAGGAAAUAGUAGAUGGAGAACCUAUCUAUGUUUCUUCUAACAGCCUUCCAAUCAAGGCUUUCAAGCGGGAGCCUGCAGGGCAUGCUUUUCACGCUGCUGCUCUCAGGUUGAUAGGUCAUGUUGAGGAAACAAAUGCGGACAAUGAAGUCGAGGAGGGUUCGAAUGAGAAGGAGCAGCAUUACCAGCAAACUUCAGACUUCUACAGUAGUAAGGGCAAGAAGAAAUCUGGCAGUGAAGGGAAGCAGCAGGAUCAUUAUGCUUUAUUGGGAUUGGGCCAUUUGAGGUAUCUUGCGACUGAGGAACUGAUAAGAAAAAGUUACCGUGAAGCAGCAUUGAGGCAUCAUCCUGACAAGCAGGCUGCACUUUUACUUACUGUGGAAACUGAGGCUGCAAAGCAAGCGAAGAAGGACGAAAUAGAGAAUAAUUUCAAGGCAAUUCUAGAAGCUUAUGAGGUGCUGAUUGACCCUGUCAAGAGAAGGAUCUAUGAUUCAACGGAUGAGUUUGAUGAUGAAAUCCCAUAUGAGUGUGCACCGCAGGACUUUUUCAAGGUGUUUGGACCAGCAUUCUUGAGAAAUGGGCGCUGGUCAGUGCUCCAGCCUAUCCCGACUUUGGGAGAUGAAAACUCUACGCUCAAAGAAGUGGAUAGUUUUUACGAUUUUUGGUAUAGCUUCAAGAGCUGGAGGGAGUUUCCUCAUACUGAUGAGUUUGACCUUGAGGAAGCUGAGUCUCGUGAUCACAAAAGGUGGAUGGAGAGGCAAAAUGCAAAACUCUCAGAGAAGGCAAGGAAAGAAGAAUAUGCGCGUAUACGGACACUUGUUGACAAUGCCUAUAAAAGGGACCCUAGAAUUCUUAGAAGAAAAGAUGAGCUGAAAGCUGAGAAACAGAGGAAGAAGGAGGCCAAGAUUUUGGCAAAGAAAUUGCAGGAGGAAGAAGCAGCUAGGAUUGUGGAGGAGGAGAAACGUAAAAAAGAGGAGGAUGAAAGAAAGGCUGCUGAAGCUGCUUUAAACCAGAAAAAGUUGAAGGAGAAGGAGAAAAAGUUAUUACGUAAAGAGAGGACUCGUCUUCGCACACUUUCUGGAGCCAUCGUGUCCCAGCAUUUGCUUGAUAUUUCUGAUGAUAAUGUGGAAGGUCUUUGCAUGUCACUUGACAUCGAACAGAUGAGGAAUUUAUGUGACAAAAUGGAAACAGAGGAAGGGCUAGGGAGAGCUGAAUUUAUCAGGAAUGCAGUUGGAUCUGAUAACCAACUGAAGGAUGAGAAACAUAAUGAGAAGAAGAACCUACAGCAGAAUGGUUCUGUGGGUGUGAAUGAACAAGUGUUAUUUGGCAGCAAUGAAAAAAGAGAGAAACCCUGGGGCAAAGAAGAGAUUGAGAUGUUGAGAAAGGGAAUGCAGAAAUAUCCUAAAGGGACUUCUCGGAGAUGGGAAGUGAUUUCUGAGUACAUUGGUACUGGAAGGUCAAUUGAAGAGAUUCUGAAGGCUACAAAAACUGUUCUUCUUCAAAAGCCAGACUCCUCUAAAGCUUUUGAUUCCUUCCUCGAGAAAAGAAAGCCAGCACAAUCAAUUGCAUCUCCUCUUACAGCUAGAGAAGAUUUGCCGGGGUUAUCAAAUAGCAACGCAUCCGAGAGGAAUGCUUCUGAUCAAAAUAAUUUGCCAGAGUCAUCGAGUGGAACUGGUAGCUGCGAAAACUCAGACGAUAGUACAGCUGCUAAUGGUGUUGCUUCAAGUUCAGAUCCAGAUGCAUGGUCAGCUGUUCAGGAAAAAGCUUUGGUUCAAGCUCUGAAGACCUUUCCCAAGGAAACUAGCCAGCGUUGGGAACGAGUUGCAGCUGCAGUUCCUGGGAAAACUGUCAGUCAAUGUAAGAAGAAAUUUUCAUUGAUGAAAGAGAACUUUAGGAACAGCAAUGUGCCGGAGAAGAAUACUAGCACGUCUGAUUGUUUAGAUCCGUCUUCCACCCCAAUUGAGAAUUGUCAGAAAUCAGAUGAAAGCAAUUCUGGAAAUGGGGUUUCUUCAAGUUCCGAUCAAGAUAUAUGGUCCGAUGUUCAGGAAAAAGCUUUGGUACAAGCUCUUAAAACAUUUCCAAAGGAAACUAACCAGAGGUGGGAACGAGUAGCUGCUGCAGUUCCUGGGAAAUCUGUUAAUCAGUGUAAGAAAAAGUUCACUUUGCUGAAAGAGAGCUUUAGGAACAAGAAAAAUGCAGUGUAA
Molecule: messenger RNA, 2400 nt
Organism: Fraxinus pennsylvanica
Lineage: Eukaryota; Viridiplantae; Streptophyta; Magnoliopsida; Lamiales; Oleaceae
Source: the annotation of a GenBank genome assembly